Messenger RNA from Anoplopoma fimbria (sablefish), 2215 nucleotides. RefSeq names its product POU domain class 2-associating factor 1. Lineage: Eukaryota; Metazoa; Chordata; Actinopteri; Perciformes; Anoplopomatidae. Gene Ontology annotation, molecular function: DNA binding; POU domain binding. The transcript is spliced from 5 exons. The coding region runs from base 132 to 1022 and encodes 296 amino acids. The record is from RefSeq and is a predicted model, not a curated record.
CGAGGGAGAUGUGUGGUGAGAGAGAGCUGUGAAUCCCAGGGGGAUUUGUUAGGCUGCUAUAAAGCACGUCAGUCAACCCGCCACUUUGAUUUUCUGCAGUUUAGCUAUAAGAUAUAAUCCAGAUAAGCAGUAUGCACUGGGAGAAAUCGCCACCACCAGGCCUGUCCAGGUCCAGACCAUACCAAGGUGUUCGGGUCCGAGACCCGGUCAAAGAGCUGCUGAGGAGGAAGAGAAGUCUGGAGCCCCACGGCACCAAGACGGCGCCCCCUACUGCGGAUGUGGCAACACACAACAACCAGUCAUCAUACCUACACGGCAUGUUUGUCUCCGACGUUGCCGAGCCACUGGCUGCAGUCGGUGAUGGAGGUCUGCAGCAGUGUGCCGGGUGGAGAGCAGCACCGUCUGCCGGCGGCGUCCUGCAGCCCGCUGUGACGUCGUGGUCGUCGUCAGGGUACAACCAGCAGGACGCCCCGGCUCAGACUCUGGCCUACCCGCCGAACUCCACCAUCACCACCGACGUGUACAUGCAGACUCUGUGUCCCAGCUACACCAUGCUGACCUACACCCACACACCACUGCUCACUAACUUUGGGGCCAUCCCUGUGGCUCAAGCUCCAGGAUCCUUCCCUCAGAUGGAGCUCCCAGACUCAGGGUUGACCUACCUCCCCUGGGCCCAGCCCAUCACCACCAUAUCCACCAUGCCCAACCAGGUCCAGUUUGCCCCCGGCUCUGCAGCCCUGCCCGGGUCUCCUCUGGUCCACAUGCCCUUGUCCAUGUCCUUGACCACCAUGAUCCCUCAGCUGGAGGCUCAGGGUCCAGAUCACCAGCAGAUACUGGACCUGCCGCAGCGUUCAGAGCACCAAAUGGACCCGGAUCUACAAGGCCAGUCUCUGGAUGACGAUCCAGGGGUGGAGUCGGAGGCACCGAGCCUCCUGGAUAAACUUCUGGAGGAUCAAAAGGGGGAUGAUGAAGAGGAGGACAAAGACUCGUACAGCAGCUCGCUCUUCAUUCCAAAUGCCUGAAAAUAUGAUUUUUGUUCUUCUGUCUGAAGAGAGGAGCAUUUUGUUUCUGUUUGUUUCUCAGGGACCAGCUUUAAAGGAUAAAUUGGGUUUAUAACAACUUAUAUUGAUUAUCAUUCCACUGUACUUACUGAAGUAGGUGCUGAGAUCAACUCUGAAUAAUUUAGUUGGUGAAAAUGGGAAAAUCGCAGCAAAAAAAAAGAUCUGGUUCUAAAAGUUGAAGUCAAAGCUUCAUGUCUUAAAGCUGCAUUCUCCUUAAUGUCCCCACCACUGCGUUAUAAACUCUUUUACAGUGUGUUUUCAGUUCAUAAAAGUUGAUUGAAACAUUUUUGGUUGCCUGAAAAUGUCUUAUUCAGUUUUCUGUUGUAAUUAGCUCCACCCUCUUGUGUCACUUCUGGUUGCAAAAAACCAAGAUGGCGACGACCAAAAUGCCCAACUCCAGGACUCAAAACAUUAUUCAACUUCUUAUAUACCAUUUAUGACAACUGCCCCCCUUAUUGGCUAAUCAUUUGUAAUUAUAAACUUGUUUAGUAAUAUUCACCCCAAUAGCUCAAUAAAAGGGCUAAACUUCUGCUGUAAAUCACAUCAAACAGAAGGAGCUUUUGGCUGUUUUAAGACUAUUUUCUAAAUGACUAUGUAAGAUAUAUAUAUAUAUAUAUAAAUGCUUUUCUACACCUAUAAUUGAGUUCUAUUUAUGUUUGCAGCUGUUACAUUUUUGCAGCAAAUUGUGUUGUUAAAAAACUGAAAAAAAAGGUGUCAUGUCACAGUUUUCUGAGAAACAGUUACCCUGUAGUGCUGUCCGCCUCCUCGUAGCCUUGAGGUGUUUCACAUAAAUGCUGUCUGUUAAAAAGAGCCUGCAGAAUUAUCACGUGUUACUGCAAAGCCUGUUUUUUCUUUUUUUCUAGCUGAUGAUUUUGUAUCAAACCAGAAGAAGAGCUGGACUCAGAAUAAAGACUGAGGAGGAAGUUACUGCACUGACUGUCAGUGUUUGUCUGCACCAUCGGAGAUUUUGCUCAACAGAACAACAUGGAGUUUGGAAACAGGCCAUGGAUUUGAAAGUGCUAUUAAAGUCCUGCAAGAAUUUCUUAAAAAUGUAUUCUGUAAUAAAGAAUAACAAUCUGAAAAGUUCAGAAUCUUUAAACUGACUUUAUGUCAAUCGAUAAAUAAGACAUUGUGGAUUGUCCUACUUUGACAUA